CGUGUGACGUAUGACGUUUCAGGAAGUGGGGAGCCGCUACUACACACUAAACUCAGCUGCCUUCUAUGUAAGAAGGACUGAAAAUCAUGCAGUAUUUCUUAUUUUAAUUCAAUUUCUCUGCAUGAACUUCAUCAGCAUUUAUCGCUGGGGUAAUUUUCCACAUGCCCGCGUAUAUUAAGGAUUACGAGAUAAAUUUGGACUGUGAAAGCUAAAAUUUGGAACUCAUUUUUGAACUCAAGAUAAUACGGGUGGAAUUGGACCAAGAAUCUCCUUUGUAACUGAGGUUAUUUUGAUUACCAUUGAUUUUAUAUGAUAUGCAUUUGUGUUGAUCUCACGGGGACUGCCCUCUCUAGUCCGCUUUGGAGAACUGGUUUUUGUUGAACUCGUUUUGUGAUGGCGUGGCAUUAGAAGCCGCCGUUGUGUUAUUAUGCGUGUAAACAGAUUAUUUUUUACGCUACAGCUGAUCACAAGGAGCCAAGAAGACAGGGGUUUAGACGGGAAUCUACCCCACCACUCUUCUCCACUUGUCAUCGUUAUCGUCAGUGCAGUCUGUACAGUAUUGCACUUCUGAAGAUGGAAGAUGAGCUGUUUGAUCAGGUCGUAUCCGUCUUCCAAACCGUGGUGUCGUGGGUCGCUGCGGGGGCCAUGGUGUUCGGGGGAGUGGUCCCUUACAUCCCCCAGUACAGAGACAUCCGGCGGACACAGAAUGCAGAGGGCUUCUCCACCUACGUGUGCCUGGUGCUCCUAGUGGCCAACAUCCUCAGAAUUCUCUUCAGGUUUGGCCGGUAUUUCGAGACCCUGUUGCUGUGGCAGAGCUUCAUCAUGAUUGCCACAAUGCUCACCAUGUUGAACCUGUGCACAAAUGUCCGAGUGACUACUGAACUCAACACCAAGAGGCGCUCAUUCAUAGCCACAGACUGUAAGGAUGAGGAGGUCAGACUCCCUAAGCGCCUCUUUCUGGACUUCGACUGGAACUACUUCUGGCUGUGGACUCGCUUUGUGGACUACGUGCAGUGCGUUCUGGCCUUCACUCUGGUGGCGGCGUACAUCACCUAUGUGCUGUUAGAUUCUGCGCUCUAUGUGGAGUCGCUGGGCUUUUUGGCUGUCUUCACAGAGGCCAUGUUGGGGACACCUCAACUCUACUGCAACUACCAGAACAAGUCCACAGAAGGAAUGAGCAUCAAGAUGGUGCUGAUGUGGACGAGCGGUGACACCUUCAAGACGGGAUACUUCCUCGUGACCCAGGCUCCGGUCCAGUUCUGGAUUUGCGGUCUCCUCCAAGUGUUCGUGGACUUUGCCAUUUUAUUCCAGGUUUACUAUUACAGCCGCUACCCCCAGAAGCCCAUAUCCCACACCACCUCCCAUACCACCAGUGCCAAAGCUCUGUGAGGGGGCUUCUCUACGGACCUCCAAGCACACUGGAGCUGCGGAUAUGUAGAGGUAUCUGCCAUUACCAAAGCACCAAGAUGGCUGCCCUACAGAGUCUAUAUGAAGACACAGCACAGCCAUAAAUAAGACAUGAACAAAACCUGCAGCAUUUUAAGAACACAUGUUACAAAAACAACUCAUUUUGUCUAUAUUCCACUGGAGUGACUGCUUGCUAGUGUUUAGGAAUGCACACACUGUACCAUCAUAUGCUACCCUUGAUCUGUGCAUGUAGUCAGUAUUAUGCACAUACAUGAAUAUAUAGUGUACUUAAUGUCCACUCCCACGGACUCUUUGGAAGCCUUUUGUUGUCCAAAUAUGCUGAUGAUUGUUGCAUGGACCCUCUGCCUUAAAUCAUCUUUAGUCAUUUCCGCGAAUAUCGAUGUUCAAUCCAUAAGGUGUAUUUUUGAUAGACUCCCUGACAGGUCUUAUCCUUCUUAUCCUAGAGAUAUUGAUUAAUACAAGCAAACAAUCAGACAACUCAGACUGCAGCCCAAGAUUUGUUUUUAUGCAGAGGAGAAUUCUUGAGUGUUAUUUUAAGUUAUUUUUACCCUCACUUAAGUCACAUUUUGGCCCACAUGUUUAUCACCAGUAACACUAUCGGUUGGUAAAUAUUAAAUCAAUCCAAAAUUAAACCUUUAAAUGGGAGUGUUACAAUUUGCAUUCUGUUUAGCCUCACAUGUCUAUAAGACUUUUUAAGUAUGUAAAUUACUUUAUACCCAUUUGUAUAGCACACCAGUUGUAUUGUUACUUAAGAAUUCAUUUGUUUCACACACUGGUUCACCUAUUUUGUUCAUUUCUGGUUUGCUUCAUUACCUGAUUCUACUACAUAGAGUAGUAGUUGACUUUCUUUUUAAACAUGUUUAGUUUUUUCCUCAAAUGUAACACCCGUGUAAAUCAUUCUCUGAUGUACAAAAAGGUGUUUGUUCACUGGUGGCUGUUCUUGUCAGUGGAGUGAUGCUGGUCAGUCUUCCGCUGGUCGGUCACUGGCCUGUGCAGAGACAGAGGCCUGGAGAACACAAAGACAUUGGAGUGAACUAAAGACUGUUAGAGUUUAGCAGAAGAAACCCUCCAGAAGGCCUGAAGCCUGGGUGCAAACUGUUCAUGUGAAGGAGAUCCAGAUUGCAAAGUUUGGAGCCUGGAGACCAAAAGACUUUGUCUGGGCUUUGAUGUCAACUGUUCUUGCCAAUAUUUGAAUUGACAAACACCAACUUUUGUGUUACAGCUUAACUCUAAACUGCUGGAUUUAUGCCAAAAACAAAUUUUUCUCAAGACACAUAGUGUUGUGCACAGAUUUGCAUGUGAAACAAUGUGAAAAUGGUGGGCAUUAGGUCAGUUGACUGCAGUAUGAUUAAACAAGGAAACUUGAACAUUACUCAAUGCACAGUUAUUUGGUAUGUUUAGAUUUUACAGUGUAGACAAGAGUGUUUACUGAUGUCAUCUAUUCAUUCUCAAUGUCUGUUUUCUUUUAAGAAUACACAUGUAUGCAAAAGAGAACUUCAUUUUAUAUUAUGUCCUAAAUGACCCUGCUUCUAAAAUUAAAAGUAAAUUAAGGUGUGAGUGCCAUUUAAACACAUGUCACAUUCUGUUUCUGAAAAUAAAAAUACACUCAUCUCUAUUUUUGCUCAUGCUCACUUACAUUUUCAGUCUGCUCACCUAAAUCCAGCAGGCUAGAACUGGGUCUGCUUUGAAGCCAAACUUUUUAUGUUUGAAAUAAAAAGGGAAAAAAAUUUGUCGACAUAAGAAUAUGUGCUUUUUUAAGUUCAUAUUAUUUUUGUUUUGAUGUAUUUGCUUAACAAAAUACCUUUUAUUUUAAUCUGGUAUAAAUGGUCUAAAACACAUUUGUGAAACCACUCCCUAGUUGGGCACUGAGCUUUCAUAUAACUAUAUGCAGUAGUGUCUGUAUAAUCCCUCAGCCAUUCCAGUAGGAUCCAUAGCAUUUCUUAUGCUAUAUAUGCAGUAGUGGAAACAAAUCUUUAAAUGAACAGGUCAUGCUGCAUUACAGUUUUCCUCCUAUCCUCUUAUCUUCAAACAAGUCAACACCAAGACCUCCUGCAGUAUGAAGAGACUUACUGUAACUUUCUGUUACUUAUAGUUAUAUUGUUACUUUUGUCUACUACAUCACCCUAACAUAAGUCAACUCCAUUAAUGCAUGCAGCAACAGAUGGAGAGUUUUAUUUGUCUUGUCAUUAUUGUCACUUAUGACUCCAACCCAACAGCUGGCGAGUAAAGAUCAGUCUUAACUUUUAAGGAGAACUGUAAUGCAGCAUAUGGUUAAAACAGACUUACAACUUUAUUUUCUGAACUUAGGUUAUCUGUAUCCCUAUCUUUUAGACACAACACAAUGAUUAUACAAUGUGAAACACACAUUAUUAUUUGAUCUCUUGGUGACAGAUUUGCUCCAGCUGUGGGGCGGUUGGUCCUUUGCGUGAUCGCAUCUGUAUUAGCAGGAAGUGUCUCCUGGUUGGCUGAUUAUGUCCUUCAUAUCACAGCUCUGUGCUGGGGCUGCUCAUUUCCAUUUUGUCACCAAAAUCUCAUUUCCUCCAGAGGAAAUGCAGUGGCCACAGCGCAGCAGGGUUUCUGUGUGCUUUGUGUUGUGAACGCAGCACUGGAAUGGUAAAUGCCACACCACCUGUCAGACGGAGCAGGGCUAAGCAGGUCCCCCUCCAAGACUCACACUAAAUGAAGACAAUCUAGUCCAGCAGGAAGUUUUCAGAAGUAUUUGAAAUCCCAUAGUGCCUUUCAUUAAUACUGACACCCACGAUGCAGUCUGGUGAUAAGGGUGAGUUGUUUUGUAGUUCUGAAGACUUUCUCAUCCUAAGACCCCGAGCUUCUGCAGUUCUCAAGCAAUGAUUCACCUAAAUUCUGGACCUAUUUAAACAUCCUAUCCUAGAACUAAAUAUAUCUGUUGAAUGGAAAAAAGUCCUGAAACUGUUGCAUAUACCAGUGCACUGUAUGUCGGAGAAGUCAUUGUGGAGAAGUCGGUAGUAGUAGGUAUCAGUAUUUAUUCUAUACAUUUUAGAAUCCUUGACGUAUGCUGGUCUUUCUUCAAAUGGUCACUGUAUUGUUCUGGACAAUGUGAGAUGCCUACAAAGUGUCUAAUUACAAUCCAUUGUUUCUGUUGUAUUAUUUCUUUUCUUUUAAAGUAUUUUAUCAAAGUCCAAAAUUCUUUUUUCUGUUCUAUUUUAUUUCCAUUCCUUACAAAAAAAAUUUGUGAAAUCUUUUAUUGUAUCAUGCCACAAUGUUCAUUUGUAUAACCGUUUUAUUUUAAAAGGAAUAAAGUGAAAUAGAAAAUA
This is a messenger RNA of Boleophthalmus pectinirostris (great blue-spotted mudskipper), 4721 nucleotides long. It is a transcript of the gene slc66a2, whose product is annotated as solute carrier family 66 member 2. Bases 574 to 1389 code for a protein of 271 amino acids. Gene Ontology annotation, cellular component: trans-Golgi network; endosome. Lineage: Eukaryota; Metazoa; Chordata; Actinopteri; Gobiiformes; Gobiidae. The transcript has 5 exons. Gene Ontology annotation, biological process: retrograde transport, endosome to Golgi; phospholipid translocation. The record is from RefSeq and is a predicted model, not a curated record.